Molecule: messenger RNA, 1119 nt
Organism: Ambispora gerdemannii
Lineage: Eukaryota; Fungi; Glomeromycota; Glomeromycetes; Archaeosporales; Ambisporaceae
Source: the annotation of a GenBank genome assembly
AUGUCUUCUAAACCUGCACCCAAGCUCGGUGAACUCGUCAUUGUUGUAAUCGCAGCAAAGAAUUUGGUAAAUCGCGAAGCUAUCGGGAAAGCUGAUCCCUUUGCCACUUUUCGUAUUGGUAGCCAUGCCAAAAGAACAAAAACGGUUAAACGUGGUGGACAAAAUCCAGAAUGGGACGAAGAGAUACGUUUUCAAUUGUUAGAUGAACCGAGUAAUAAAAAAAUGAAAAUACAAGUGUAUAAUGAGGAUAAACGCGAGCAUGAAUUACUUGGAGAAACGAUGAUUGAGUUGAAUGAAGUUUUAACAAAGGGAGAAUGGGAUGGUAAAGAAGUCGGUGAAAUUUGUCUUGAAAUGACUCUUUAUCGUCCCGAACCACCGCCAGGUGCAGCACAAGGAAUAAUAAAUUCAAGUCAUCCACAAAGGCCACCAGCAAAUGCAGUACCAGUAACAGCCCCUCAUCAACAACAACCAUAUAAUAAUUUGACGCACACACCAUCUUUAUCAGCACACCAGUCUCCUAAUCUAACAACAGCUUAUCCACAACAACAGCAGCUUAAUUCUCAAUAUCCUCCACCUCAUUCUACUAGCCCGAAUCCUGCACCAGCUGCAGUUAAUUAUUCACCUCAGAAUAAUGUUUAUCCACCAGUGAAUAAUUCUACUUAUCAUCCUCCCCCUGUACAUCAAACGUCGGGAACUUUUUAUUCACCUGCAAUCCAAAGCAGACCGCUUCCACAACAUCAAGCCACAUUACCUCUUCAGCCACCGGUCACGUCUGGAUAUCCGCCUGCAAGUGGUGUUUCCGGAUAUCCACAAGUCAGUUCUCCGCCCGUACAGUCUUCACCUUUGCCACUUAAUAGUCCUCCUCCAGUAAAUCCAGGUGUUCCAUUGUCUUUUCCUGUUCCAGUUGCUCCACAUUCUAUUAAUGGAGGUUAUCCUCCUUCCAACGCUUAUCCCCCGAAUAAUCAAUAUAAUUACGGAUUUCCACCAAAUAAUAUUUAUCAAAAUCAGCAAGCAUAUCCGCCUACUAAUGUCUACCCUCCCCCUGCUCAGGCAGGAUCUCAACCAUAUCCACCACCACAAUUUGGUCAAGCUUACCCUCCUUAUCCCCCUUCAACAUAA